GACUUUGCAGCACUGUUGUACUCUGGUUUAACACCCCAAGAAAAGAGCAUCUGUGUCUGAGAACGACAAGGCUAUAGAUCGAAGUCUACUAAGAUGAAACCGAUAAGUCUGAACGAGAAUUCCUUAUAAUGUGAAUAGAGAUAUCACUGUUUUCAUUUCUCAGCGCUUUCCGUGUUAGGCUACGUAGAACGGAAUAUUUCAGUUUUAUUAAGAAUCAUGAGAUAUAUAUAUUGUGUAACGUAUUUUCUAUACUCUUGAUAAGGCACGCCUUACUUGUAAGCAGUGCAGUGUUCAUUGCAGUAUCAGUCUUUUAACGUCAUGAAUGACGUAAGCGUGGCACUUGAUAACACAGAAAUCCAGAAGAAAUUAUUUUUAAAUUUGUUGAUCAUAGUUUACAGUAUUAGCUAAAGAUGUAAUUCGUUUGCUGAUUGAGUACUUGCCAUAAGUUAGAUAUUUCGUCGUUUUGAUAAAGCAGUGUAGAUGAGUGAUGCUAUUGAUUACGAGGUAUCAUCAAAGUAAAUCGUGUUGAUUAACACGGGCCAUUUCUCUACUGUUUACUACAGCGUCACAAGUUUUAGUUCGUGUGCGAUUACUUCAUAUUUCACUUUAAAAAUUUCGUUUUAUGCCAACACUUGGGACUUUUGUUGUCAUAGCAAACAACCAGUCUUCGAGGAAUAUGGCCUUAUCGAAAAAAGGCUUCACAUCGUAGGAUCAAAUCCGAAAGUCUCACUUUGCAUUUAUUUUUCCUUUAAACAACAAGAUUAAACCCUUUCUUUAAAGCAGACAAAUUGUCACUUGUGAAAAAAGGGAAUGAAAAACAACUCAAAAACACCCGCAGGUCGUCAGUUUAGUGUAAAUAUCUUAGUAUAGAUUAAGUAAGGAGUGAAAAACAAGUGGCACAUGUUGUUUAACAUAUUCGCUACAAAAUGUACUUUUGUUGUGCCUUCCCGGUCCUAGGGAGGAGGGUUUGGUUUAUGAACUACGAUGACGAACAGCAACUACAAGAUGAAAUUGCAGAGGUCACUGCAGAGAUGGAGAAGCUGGAGGCCAAGGAUGAAAGUAAAACAAAUACAAAAACAAAACAGUUAUCUAUAGGGAAGAAGAAAUUUAAUAUGGAUCCAAAAAAGGGUAUUGAAUAUCUCAUUGAACAUGGAUUGCUUCAAGACACAGCUGAAAAUGUAGCUCAGUUUCUUUAUAGAGGAGAGGGACUCAACAAAACAGCCAUAGGAGACUACUUAGGAGAAAGGAAUGAUUUCAAUAUGAAGGUUUUGGAUGCAUUUGUGGAUCUUCACGAUUUCACUGAUUUAAUCUUGGUUCAGGCAUUGAGGCAAUUUCUGUGGAGCUUCCGUCUUCCUGGUGAAGCUCAGAAAAUUGAUAGAAUGAUGGAAAAAUUUGCUCAAAGAUAUUGCCAUCUAAACCCUGGUGUAUUUAGUAAUACUGACACAUGUUAUGUCCUGUCUUUUGCCAUUAUCAUGUUGAAUACAUCAUUGCACAAUCCCAGUGUAAAAGAAAAACCUUCAGUGGAACAGUUCAUCAAAAUGAAUCGAGGUAUCAACAAUGGAGGAGAUCUUCCACGGGAACUGAUAUUGAGUCUGUAUGACAGCAUUAAACAGGAGCCUUUUAAGAUACCAGAAGAUGAUGGAAAUGACUUAAUGCACACAUUUUUCAAUCCAGAUAGGGAAGGCUGGCUAUGGAAGCAAGGAAGUUCAAAACUCAGUGGUCGCUACAAAAGCUGGAAACGACGAUGGUUUAUUCUCAAUGACAACUGUUUGUAUUAUUUCGAAUAUACAACUGACAAAGAACCAAGGGGUAUAAUACCCCUAGAAAAUGUUCAAGUGGAGGAGGUUGUGGAUCGAAACAGGAGUAACUGUUUUGAGUUGUUUUCAACUGGAAGUGAUAUCAUCAAAGCAUGUAAGACAGACUCUGAAGGUAAAGUGGUAGAAGGGAAGCACACAGUUUAUCGUAUGUCAGCUUCUACACCCGAGGAAAUGACAGAAUGGAUUAAAUAUAUAAGGCAAAGCAUCAGUCAUAAUCCUUUUUAUGACAUGCUAAGUGCCCGAAAAAAGAAAGCGCAACAUCUGUGAAUAAUCAUAAUUCUCUCUCUCUCCAUGGUGAGAAAUGUAUACCAACCUGCAUUGCAGUUUACAAAACUCUGCUUUUUGAAACUAACAAGAUAUUCUCCUAUUGGGCUAAAACAGAAAUCAAAUGAAAGUAGAAGAUUUGUGAUCAGCAAUCCUUGAAUGGCAUGUUGAUGAAUGAUGAGAAUUUUUUGUGUCUAAAAGAUGAUACUGAAAAAGUUUGUAUUGUUGAAUGGAAAUUAGCAGUGUAAUUAGUGAUCAAGCCACUCCUACUUACUAGUGGUAAAAAAGAUGGUUAUUGGUUUUACAAAAUGUGAAUAGUAUAAAAACAAGUAUGUUCUGUACAUUUAGGAUUACCAGAAGCUAUGUUUGUACAGUAGCUAGUGGCUAGUUAGAAGAUAUAAACACUUGAAACUAAAUUUGUUCUAUACUUAGAAUUACAGGAAGUUACAUUUUGACAGUAUUCUAGUUUCAUAGAUGGUGAUUAGUUAGAAGGUCUAAACAGUAUAGACUGAGUUUAUUUUGUACACUUAGGAUCACAAGGAGCAAUAUUUUGACAAUUUUCUGGUAUUAUAGAUGGGGAAUUGUUAGAAGAUAUAUAAUAUGAAGAGUUUAGAGUAAGUUUGUUCUGUGUAAUGAGGGUUACAAGAGCUGCAUUUGGGCAGUAGCUGGUGACUAGUUAGAAGAUAUAAACGGCUUAGACUAAGUUUGUUCUGUAAAUUUAGGAUUACAGGAAGUUACCUUUUGAUAGUAUUCUGAUAUCAUAGAUGUUGAUUAGUUAGAAGAACUUAGCACUAUAGACUAAGUUCCAGAGGUGCACGUCUCAAUUAUACAGUUUUGACGAGUGGAUCCUAUAAAAGGAAUUGACAAAUUGGGAAAGGUAAAAUAUGAACAGUUAAGUCUAAAGUUGUGUUUCUCAACCUCAUGGUCCAUAUUCAUUCUAAAAUGGUUUGCCAUGGGAUUUCCAUAUUAUAACAGGGGGCCAUGUAGGUGAGUCGUGUGGGGUUCGACUUCAACACCAGUUACAAGUACAUUUCUUUUAAAUCCAGGUAUACAGUCACAUGUGGAGUACACAAGGUAUCAACUCGAGGAAGUUUACAGUUAGAAUAAAGAAUUGACAUGGAGACUGAGAUUCAAAAACACAAAUAAUAAUUUAAUUCAAUUUGCUAAGAUACUCAGCUACAUCAAGAUUACCAAAAGUCUUGAAAAGUUUAUAUACUAAAAUCAUCAAAAUCUUCUAUCUGAAUGAGUAAUUGUUCUGUACUUAAACCUUCAAUAAUAUUCAUCAAAUCUCUCACUAUAACAAAUAGAUUAUCAAUUAAGACAUUACAUGAAAUACACUUAAACAUAAUUUACUUUAUGAGUGCUCCUUAACGUUAUACAUUUUACAUCAGUUCCUAACUAUGCUAUUCGAUUGAGAGAGGUAGCAAUGACUACUAACAUGGAAGUUGUACAGUGAGUAUUUUUGAUACUAUGUAGAAUAGACAUCUUCAAUGAUGUUGGUUGUUCAGGGACAGUAGGGCAGGCAACAUCUAGCCAGAACAGACAUGGAGUCAGCAGCUUCUUUCUCAGUGUCUUUCUUUCUUUUUGUCCCAAAAUGCAACUUUAUAUACAUAGUUUAGUGUGUUUUUACAAUGAUUCAAAUAGCUUUACAUGCUUAUUUUGCAAGUAGUUCUUUUGUCCAUGUCUUCCUUCUGAUCAAAGUUCCACCAGUGGUAUCUUAUUUUCUUUUUAUAGCACUUAUUUCCUGCCAUUAAUGAAGAUAACAUAAACUCUCCUGUAGCUUUCUCUCUGCUAAUGAUGCAUCUAUUUAUGUAGAUAAGACAAACCACCAGUUUAUAUUACAGGCUGGAAUGCAUCUUGGUUUAUACUUGAGAUAUACAUUUUCUUUCGUGGUCAAGCAUCAUUAUAUAACUACUGUAGAACUACUGUUAUAUCUAGGGAACUUCCUUCUGAAAGUUCAAGCCUUUGGGGCUGUUUGAUUCUCUGCUUUUGGCAUUGGUCUGCAAUUCUGGCCAUGUGGCCUUCAAUUCCACAGCUUAUUCUUCUUGCUUUUCCAGUUUGUUAUAUCAUUUCUUCUACUGCUCUCUAUACUUAUAAUAGAAUGCUGGGGCUUGUAAAUCAGUUUUUUGUGUAGCUACUUCAAUUAAAUCCAGCAAAGUUACAUCAGGCAUGAUCGCAUCAUUUAUGUUUCUUCUAGUUACAUUACUGAUCAGACCUUGCUCAUAAUCUGAUUUCAAAGUGUCCUCUAUCAUCAGUUCAUUUGGGUUUCUAUAUGUUCUUUGCAGUCUGUUACCAAAUUCUUGUAGCAUAUGCCCAAAUACUCUGACUGACUCCCCUCUCUACUAAGUCAAACUAUUUAUCUGUGUCAGAAUUAUGUUAGUUUUUCUUGCUUUCUGUACUUCAGUACUAAUCUAUGUGCUAAAUAGUGAAAAUCUGCAGUUUCUCACAGUUCAUCAUAAGUUCUAAUGUAACAUUUAGCUUCUCCUGCUGUUCUUGAUCUUAAUAUAUUUGUUUUUUGAGUAUCUGUCCAACCCAAAAUUCUAGCAGCUUCAUUUAAUGUAUUGAUAAAACUUUCAGUGUCCUCAUCAAGCUUACCAUGAAAUAAUGGUAUUACACCUGUUAAGUGCAUAGCUUUCUAUCUGCUACUGAUCAUCUAUUUAUGUAGAUAAGACAAACCACUGGUUCAUAUUACAGCCUGGAAUGCAUCUUGGUUUAUACUUGACAUAUACAUUUCCUUUUCUGGUCAAGCAUCGUUAUAUAACUUCUACUAACAUGCACGUCUUUUCUUCAUCUAACAUGUUUGUGUUUCAAACAUAGAUUUUUUUAAGUUAUAUUUCUCACUCCUUGAAGCAUUUGUAAUUCUUGUGAAAUGCUUAAAAUGCUUCACUAUUAUGGUUUCAAAAGAAAAGAUCCAUUGUUAAUUAAAUGAAAAUAAUGUUUUAUUUGAACAUCUCAUUAACUUACCUCUUGUUUCUUUUCUAAACUGUAGGAUUAGGUUCUGCAAGUAAAUCUAUCUGACUAUGGGAGUCUGUAAGAUUGUCUUAGUAUUAUGAAGAAGGUCCAUGAGUAGAAAAAGGUUGAGAACCAUUGGAAAUAAAACUUUCUACAUAAGAUGCUGCUAUAGCUAGCAACUAGUUAAAAAAAGAAUUAUGUAAGUAAUUAAGGCUACAACAAAAUUAAUUUAAUGUAGUAACUUGUACUGUUCUUAGUGGCUGGUUGGAAGAGAUGUGAAUAAAAACUGUUAGUUGAAUUAUUGAUCUAUAGGAGAAUAAUAAUAAUAGUAAAUCUGUGUUAAAUAGCACAAUAUGAUAGAUAGUAUGAGGUUCCAGGUAUUUUUUAGAAAUAAAUUGUGGAUAUUGUGUUUGUUCAAGAGGCCAGUAGAUGUAAUCUUUGGUUUCUAAAUUUAGCACUUUGUAUAUUGUUUCAGAGAAUCAUUCUAAAACACUAAAAUUGUAAAAGUUCCAUUUUUUGCAUCCUGUAAGCAUUUAGUGUUUUUUUUUAAGAGAGGAGUUUGUAGUAAGUAAAGUACAAGCUGUUAAUGAAUGUUCUUAGACUUUGUAGCUAGUAAUAAGUUGUUGUCCAGUGAAAGAAAUUUGGAGAGUAUUAUAAUUUCCAUAGGAAUUUUUGUUGGUAUGGAAGAAAAUAAUAGGCUCUUGUUAUAAACUUAUACAUUUCUAGAGAGCAUGACUGUGAUUUAUCAAAAGAGGGACACUUUAUUCAAAGUAGAAAUGAUCAUCAAUUUCCAAGUUCUUCAAAUGCAGUCUAUAUAUAACUUUUCAUUAUAUAGUGGUGAUAAUGGUGAUAUUAUUUAGAUAUGAAGUUAUACAUAUAUAUUUCAAGUUCUGUCCAUCCUAAAGUGGGAUAAAGUUGUGUACAUGUAUAUAUACUUAAGUACAGCUGUUUAAAGGUUUACUUUGAAUGGUAUGAGAGACAACCUGUAUUUAAACUUUUUCUUAAUAUAGGUGUAAACAAAACAAGAUUUAUUGUAGAUGUGAAACCUGAAUUAAAGAUACUUGUAGUUUUGUUUGAAAAAUGAAUAUAUAUUAUAUUAUGUAGACAUUUAUAAUGUAGAAUCUGUAUGUGUCUAAUAGUUGAAAAUCUAAUGUAUCUCAGUAUUUCAUAUAUGAAAAGAAAGAAAAAAACAAGUAAGGAAACAUUAUUGACCUAGCACUAAGAUCUACCUAGUCUUAUUUCAAGAAUCCAAAGAGUUAUUGUAUUGGUUAGUUAUGCCCAGAAGCUGUGUAUUACAGUGUUAGUUGUGUGGAUUAGUCAUGUCCGUAUGUUGUGCAUUAAAGACUGAAUGAAAUUGAGAUAUUUUUUUUCAUCAUCUAACAAGAUCUCCUUAACUUUUGUAAAAAGACUGUGGGCAGUGCCUUGAGUAUUGGCUAAAACUGUUUAAAAGUGAUGUUAACUAUUUAUUACAGACAUAAAAGUUUUGAUCUGGUGUCAUAGUAACUUGUCAGCUAAAAAUGUUGAAGAUAGACAGGAAAAAACAAAAGUAGUUUUUUAAUUCAAGUAGUAGCCAUAAAUUAUUAGUAUUUAAAAAAAGGUUAACAGGUGCAAUGAACACAUGCUGAUUAUGAUAUAUACUACUUUUCUCAGGAUAAAUUAUUGUGACUUGGUAACAUUAUUAUCCUUUUAUCUUCAUCAGAGAAGAUACACAGAUGUGAACCAAUUUACUUGUGCCACUCUGCCAAGUCUACCAACAACUCAGUUGUUUAUAACGUCUCUCAUAACAGGGUGGAAUUUUAGUGAAUUUCCUUUGCUACUCAUCAGUCAGUUUAAUUUGCACAAAGGAAAGCUAUUUAUAAGAAAACAGUUAAAAAAACAACAAAUUGUGUCAUACUAAUACAGCUAGUGUUUAAAUGUUUUGGUCACUAUGACAAUAAAUUGGAAUGUCCUAGGUUAUGAUCCAAGGUAACUGAUAACUCACUGUCUUUGACGUCCAUAAUAUACAAGUUAUUGUCAAUACCAGAGUAAAAGUUAUUUCAUGGGGCUUUUGCAACUGUAAGUAUUGUGAUACUUAAUUUUAUUAAUGGGUUUACCUAAAGGAGAAGUACAUCAGUGUACAACUAUGUUCUAUCACAUUGCAUUUGACUGUCUUUAAAUAGAGGAAGUUAGAAAUCUAAAAAAAAAAAGAGAUUUAUUCCUGUGUUAAUAGAAUUAUAGACUAGAGCCC
Molecule: messenger RNA, 7260 nt
Organism: Limulus polyphemus (Atlantic horseshoe crab)
Lineage: Eukaryota; Metazoa; Arthropoda; Merostomata; Xiphosura; Limulidae
Product: cytohesin-1-like
Exons: 12
Coding region: 927-2084 (385 amino acids)
Biological process (GO): regulation of ARF protein signal transduction
Molecular function (GO): guanyl-nucleotide exchange factor activity
Source: RefSeq, a predicted model, not a curated record